Huiozyma naganishii CBS 8797 is the source of this 999-nucleotide messenger RNA. Its product is annotated as homocysteine S-methyltransferase family protein. NCBI's taxonomy places the organism in Eukaryota, Fungi, Ascomycota, Saccharomycetes, Saccharomycetales, Saccharomycetaceae. Bases 1 to 999 code for a protein of 332 amino acids. The transcript has a single exon. The record is from RefSeq and is a predicted model, not a curated record.
AUGCCUCGUCAACCAAUUCAAGAGUAUUUGAAGGUGAAUCCGAGAAAAGUCUUGGUCCUGGAUGGCGGUCAGGGGACAGAACUGGAAAACAGGGGGAUCAAUGUAGCGAAUCCCGUUUGGUCCACUGUUCCAUUUAUCGACAGUUCGUUCUGGUCCAACAAGUCCUCGAAGGAUAGAGUGAUUGUGAAGGGGAUGUUUGAUGCUUUUUUGGACGCUGGCGCGGAGAUUUUAAUGACGACCACCUACCAGACAAGUUUCAAGUCUGUAUCGGAGAACACCCCCAUUCAAAACUUGGAGGAGUACAGUUCGCUACUUGACCGAAUUGUUCAGUUUUCGAGGGAUUGCAUUGGGCCCGACAAGUACUUGAUUGGCUGCAUCGGUCCGUGGGGUGCCCACGUAUGUGCAGAAUUCAAUGGUGAUUAUGGCCCAAACCCCGCUGAGAUCGACUAUUUGUCAUACUUCAAACCACAACUGGAUAACUUUUUCCACAAUGAUAACCUUGAUUUGAUUGGGUUUGAGACAAUCCCCAAUAUUCAUGAACUAAGAGCAAUUCUCUCCUGGGAUGAGACCAUCCUUUCCAAACCUUUUUACAUUGGCCUGUCUGUCCAUAACAACGGGUUGUUGAGAGAUGGAUCUACUAUGAAAGAUGUCGCGGACUUGAUAAAGUCUUUUGGGGGCAAAUUGAAUAAGAAUUUAACGUUGUUGGGGAUUAACUGUGUGAGCUUCAGCGAUUCUCCAGAUAUUCUAGAGUCCAUACACAAGGAGUUACCAGAUAUGCCGUUGAUUGCAUACCCAAAUAGCGGUGAAGUCUACGACACAGUGAAGAAAAUAUGGCUACCGAAUAGGGACAUGGUUAUGACAUGGGAAGAAGUGGUAGACAGGUAUAUCAAGGCAGGGGCCCGUAUCGUGGGUGGCUGCUGUCGGACUUCACCUAAGGAUAUCAGAGCGGUAGCAGCUGCAGUCAAGAAACGUGCAGACGAUACUGUGUGGCAGGACUAA